UUCUCAGCCUCUGAUUGGAGGGUAAAUUCUUUUCAGUUCUCUGGUGUUUGGAGGGAGGGCUGAACCAAACUGUGGGUGGGGUUAUAGCGUGCUACUUUAAAUAAAGCUCUGUGGCUUCUGAGGAGCAGAAGGCGCUUCAUUCCUCAUAUGCGCCAGUUGUCCCUCCUCUCUUCCUGCCCUGGCCAACAUGGCUCCUGGCGUCCACAGGUUGGUAAAAUCAGCCUGGCUGCCGCUGCUGUCCGUCUUGUUGCUGUCUGAAGCUCGGUCUGUCCGCUGGACGCCAGGGGACUAUGCGGACACAGCCUCGGAUGCCUUGAGGUUCCUCAGUGACUACAACAUCACUGCAGAGGAGGUCUUCUUUAACAUCACGUCCGCCAGCUGGAACUACAACACCAACUUGACGGAAUUAAACUCCAGGCUGCAGGUAGCGGCAAGCCUUGUGUAUCAAAAUUUUUCAGAAGCCUGGGGAAUGAAGGCCAAGCAGAUCUUCUCUGAAGAAGUACUUAAAUCUCUUUCUGAGAAGGACAGAAGGCUGUUUGCUGGUGUCAAGUUUCUGGGUAGUGCUAACCUUCCACAGGCUGAGCGAGUGGAGUAUAGCACCAUCCUGAACACCAUGGAGAGUAUUUAUUCAACAAGUAAAGUGCACCCACUGCCAAAUGUUACAUGGAACCUGGAGCCUGAGCUCUCGGAAAUUCUGGCCAAGUCCAGAAGCUAUAAGAAACUACUCUUUGCUUGGGAGAGCUGGCACAAUGUAUCGGGUAUGCCUGUUAAAGAGUACUAUUCCAGGUUUGUGGAGCUCAGUAACAAAGCCUCUCAAGGGGAUGGCUUUAAUGACACUGGAGCUUCUUGGCGCUCUUGGUAUGAGAUGGAAACCUUUCAGGAGGAUUUAGAAAGGCUCUACAAGACAAUUGAACCGUUCUACUUGAACCUGCAUGCCUUUGUAAGACGCAAACUCUACAACCUCUAUGGUCCCAAAUAUAUCAACCUAAAAGGACCCAUCCCUGCACACCUGUUGGGAAAUAUGUGGGCUCAGUCAUGGAACAACCUCUAUGAGAUGAUGGUCCCAUUUCCUGGCAAACCUUUCCUAGACGUGACUGAUGAGAUGGUCAGACAGGGCUUCAAUGCUACACACAUGUUCCGUGUAGCCGAGGAGUUCUUCACCUCUCUGGGUCUAAAGGAGAUGCCUCCAGAGUUCUGGGAAGGGUCGAUGCUUGUUAAGCCUGAAGGUCGGGAAGUUGUAUGCCAUGCGUCUGCCUGGGACUUUUAUAACCGUAGAGACUUCAGGAUUAAGCAGUGCACCACAGUGACGAUGGAAGACCUCUUCACUGUACACCAUGAGAUGGGCCACAUCCAGUAUUAUCUGCAGUACAAGGAUCAGCCUGUAGGCUUCCGUGAUGGAGCCAACCCUGGUUUCCAUGAAGCUAUCGGUGACCUUAUGUCCCUGUCAGUUUCAACACCCAAGCACCUCCAUGAGAUUAACCUGCUGGAGUCUGUGACCUCUGACAAUGAAAGUGACCUGAACUUCCUGUUGAAGACUGCUUUGGAGACUAUCGCUUUCCUUCCUUUUGGCUAUCUUGUUGACCUCUGGAGAUGGGAUGUGUUCAAUGGAAACACUCCUCCAGAGAAGUACAACUCUGCUUGGUGGAACCUCAGAACAAAAUACCAAGGAAUUUGCCCUCCUACCAGGCGUACAGAGGAGCACUUUGAUCCUGGGGCAAAGUACCAUGUUCCUGGAAACACACCAUACAUCAGGUACUUUGUUAGCUUCAUCCUGCGAUUUCAGUUUCAUGAGAAACUCUGUGAGGUAGCCAAUCAGACUGGCCCUCUGCACACAUGUGACAUCUACCGUUCUACAGAAGCUGGAGCCAUCCUGAAGAAAGUUCUCGAGGCAGGCUCUUCAAGACCUUGGCCUGACAUGCUCCAGGAGGCCAUAGGCACACGUGAAAUAAAUGCCACCUCAUUACUCAAAUACUUUGACCCCAUAACAAAAUGGCUGGAAGAGCAAACUGCCAAUGAGACCCUUGGAUGGCCUGAUCUCGACUGGGUUCCACCGAUCCCUGAGGGCUACCCUGACGAUAUUGAUGCACAAUUACAAACCUCAACUCUGUAGAAAGAAUUGAAUGUGGUUUUAUAUUUCAGAUGGGAUGGUUUCUCAUCUCAAUUGACUCAUUUACCUGGACAUUAAUGAAGCUAAUAAGCAGGGAGUGGUGGUGGGCGGGUCAAUUUAAAAGAUGUCUGAAAACUAGACUGGUCCCAUGCUAGCUGGAGCGCUACAGUUGCUGUGUUCUGGUUUUUAUGCUCAAUGUUUAGAAAAGCAGUUCAGCAACUUUGUCUCAGUGUGUUAAAGCCUAGGUCACCAAGCUCUCUUCAUGUGCACAUUAUGAGGUGUAUUUUCAUGUUCUGUGGUUGGAAUGUAAAAAUCCUCUUCAUCAUCAUAGCCUAAUUAUGGGCUAUUGGUGAAGACCACCCAUAUGUGGUUUGCAGUAGUUUUAGCCUAAAGCAUAUUUAGUUUUUCUCUAAUUUAAUGGAAUGUUGGUUUACAAUAAAGAAACUUCUGCUACUUAA
This is a messenger RNA of Poecilia latipinna (sailfin molly), 2565 nucleotides long. RefSeq names its product angiotensin-converting enzyme-like. Gene Ontology annotation, biological process: proteolysis. Gene Ontology annotation, molecular function: metallopeptidase activity; peptidyl-dipeptidase activity. The record is from RefSeq and is a predicted model, not a curated record. Gene Ontology annotation, cellular component: plasma membrane. The transcript is spliced from 12 exons. NCBI's taxonomy places the organism in Eukaryota, Metazoa, Chordata, Actinopteri, Cyprinodontiformes, Poeciliidae. The coding region runs from base 188 to 2110 and encodes 640 amino acids.